Messenger RNA from Trichoplusia ni (cabbage looper), 969 nucleotides. RefSeq names its product insecticyanin-B-like. The transcript has 4 exons. Bases 277 to 915 code for a protein of 212 amino acids. NCBI's taxonomy places the organism in Eukaryota, Metazoa, Arthropoda, Insecta, Lepidoptera, Noctuidae. The record is from RefSeq and is a predicted model, not a curated record.
AAAAUAACAAAAAUGUUGACCACCGUUUACUUUACUCACAUAUUACAAACAUGUAUGAUCUACAUAAACACUGGUUGGGCUAGCCGUGGGAUAUCUGCCUUUGACCGUUCCAAAAGGAGCUCGGUCAUCAUUACUCCUAAUUUCCAACCUUAUUGAACUAUUGACAAAAUCUCCCCGGAACUAACAAAGCUAACAAAAACCAUUCUCUUUAUAAGACGUUACUUUUUACGACAGUUCUCAGUUGCAUGCCAGCCUUGGCUGUUCUUGUUUGUCACGAUGUUUGCCCAAUGUUUGUUGUUGGCUGUCUUAGUGCUAAGUGUUGGCGGGGCUAUGAUAAAUAUGUCCUGUCCUGUUGUGACGCCGCGGGAAUUGGACUGGAAGGCCCUCGAUGGCGUCUGGUACCUUUCAGCUGUGGCUACGGAUGACAUGGCGGUCCAGGGCGACUGUGCCACAGUACUAUUCGACCAUCAAAACACGACAGAUGUUUCCAUUAGCUGGAUUACUAACCACACCGUCUCUUACUAUAAUGGAUCUGUGGCCCUCAUUCCUGAUCCUAAGAGCAACAGCUCUGGGGAUUUGUUGCUGGUCACUUAUGAUGAUGACAAAAUUGAGACCUAUUCGUUCUUGGACGUGAAUUACGAGCACUAUGCUGUAAUUUUCGCCUGCUACAAUAAUGAUGACGGGAACAGUAGCACUUAUGAAAUAUGGAAGCUGACAAGGACACCUCAUUUGAAGGACACUGAUGCCGUCAAGUUGGACCAGGCGAUUGCUAACUACAGCCUUCAAGACACAGUAUUCUAUACUUUUAAUAACACAGAGGAUACUUGCAGGGUUAACGGAGGGCAGCAUAUUGAUGGUUCCACCUUAAUGUUGACGUCAGCGGCCGCAUUGGCGCUUUUCAGGAGGUUUUAUUAAUGGGAAUGCUCUUAACAAUUGGGUAUUUGACUUAAUAUCUAAGUAAACUGUCAG